Sardina pilchardus (European sardine) is the source of this 16773-nucleotide messenger RNA. It is a transcript of the gene zbtb20, whose product is annotated as zinc finger and BTB domain containing 20. The record is from RefSeq and is a predicted model, not a curated record. Gene Ontology annotation, molecular function: RNA polymerase II cis-regulatory region sequence-specific DNA binding; protein binding; DNA-binding transcription factor activity, RNA polymerase II-specific. The coding region runs from base 1041 to 3386 and encodes 781 amino acids. Gene Ontology annotation, biological process: regulation of transcription by RNA polymerase II. Lineage: Eukaryota; Metazoa; Chordata; Actinopteri; Clupeiformes; Clupeidae. The transcript has 8 exons.
CAGAUCUGUUGGUGUCUCCCUUUCAUUUGAUACAGAUCACCCAGUCCAGUUUGCGCUCCCACGACACAACUCUGCGAUGCCCAAACGACAGAAAAGGCGUGUCUGACAAAACAUCUGGACCAAUAGUGGAAAAAAGAAGGCGGAGCCGGCCGAUUCGCCGAAAAGGGGGAGAGAUCGCACGGCAGAGAGGUCUUUUCGGGUUUUGGGUUGGGAAAGUUAGGAUGCACCGCACGCCUAUUUGAUUGAAACACAGAGAGAAGGCAAAGAUGGGUUUACUGUGAACAAACAGAAGAAAUUGGGGGUUCGGAGAGGAAAUUAUUUGUGCUGUUGACAAAAUUAAAAAAUAAAGACAAGGAACAAGGAACUGCGAAGAAAAUAAAUUAGGCCACAAAAUAAGCUAGUCCUUGUCUUUUUGUUUUUUUAUUUUUUUAUUUUUUUGGAACGCAACCCGAAGAGAGGAGAAACUACCAACUAGCCUACAGCCUCCAGUCCCCGGGAGAGAGAAAGAAAGACAGUCUAGGCUACUGGCUACAGAGGCUGAAAAGAAAGGACCCUCACAUCGCCGUGGCCCGCAAGAUAGACAGCAAGAGGCGACAAAGGGGAAAGGAAUCCCCCAACUCCGAACAAGCAGGUUGCCAAGGCAACAGGGCCGUGAGGCAGUGGCGCGUCCUGAGAGGGGGGGUUGGUGCCGAUGUGAGCCCCGGAGACCCCACAUGUCCCAGCGCUGAGACCCCGCAGUCACCCGCCAUCUCGCUGGGGCUCCACAGCCACUCACUCACUAUCACCCGCCGCCACCACCACCACCACACACACAUGUGCAUGUAACAGACCUUGAAAAGAACGGCAGACUCCCUGAGAGAGCGAGAGAGAGAGAGGGGAAGAGAUGCUCUGAUCAAAGACAACCACCGACUGGACACACACACAUGCACACACACACACACACAUACACACCCACCCUCACAGACACACACUCUCAACCUAACACCGUCAAACUGUAACAGAUCCUCCCCCCGGUGUCCUGUCUCUGAGCGAGUCGAGUGAUGAGCGGCGAGCGCGUGCACAGCGUCAACCUGCACAACUUCAGCUCGUCCGUGCUGGAAACCCUCAACGAGCAGCGCCAGCGGGGGCACUUCUGUGACGUCACCGUCCGCAUCCAUGGCAGCAUGCUCCGCGCACACCGCUGCGUCCUGGCCGCAGGCAGCCCCUUCUUCCAGGACAAGCUGCUUCUGGGCUACAGUGACAUCGAGAUCCCGGCGGUGGUGUCGGUCCAGUCUGUGCAGAAGCUCAUCGACUUCAUGUACAGCGGCGUCCUGCGCGUGGCCCAGUCCGAGGCGCUGCAGAUCCUCACGGCGGCCAGCAUCCUGCAGAUCAAGCGCGUCAUCGACGAGUGCACGCGCAUCAUGGCCGGCACGCCGGGCGGCUUCGGGGCGACCUCGGGCUCCACGGGGCACGGCGGCGACUCGUGCCAGGAGACCACGCCGCGCGGCACGCCCGAGUCGGGCACGUCGGGCCCCAGCAGCGACGCGGAGAGCGGCUACAUGAUGGCGGCGCAGCAGCAGCACAGCCUGGAGCGCGUCUACACCUCGCUCUACUCCGGCCUGAGCGUCCAGAACGGCAAGGACGGCGGCGGGCACCACCAGGGCUACCUGCACGCGGGCGGAGGCGGCGUGGGCGGCGUGGGAGCGGGCACCCAGGGCCAGGAGCCCGCCUGGAUCGCGCGCAUCCACGAGAGGUCGCAGCAGGCGGUGGAGCGUUACCUCAGCACCACGCCCGAGAGCUCCGGCCACUGCCGCAAGCAGCCGCGACCCGUCAGGCUGCACCCGGGGGGGCUGCACAUUAAGCAGGAGUCGGAGGACGACUACGGCAGCUAUAUGUCCUACUCGUCAUCAGGUGGCGGCGGCCUGGGUGGUGGGGACGAGGGCUCCGAGAGCGAGCCCAAGGGCGAGAGCUUCGACUCGGGUGUCAGCUCCUCGGUGGGCACCGAGCCGGACUCCGCCGAGCAUGCCCACCAGCAACAUCACUUCCUGUUCGGGGGCCGGGAGGAGGCCUCGUCAGACCCGGGACGCCCCUCCCCCACCCACCACGGCCCUCCCUCCUCCCUCUCCAUGGCGCGCAUCGAGGUCAGCGAUUCGUCGCCGGAGCGGACGCUCCACGAGUCGGACGGCGCUCUCGGGUCAGGGUCGAUGGCGUCCGGCGCCAGCCCCGUGGAAACGCUGAUCCCGCAGUCGCCAGGGGCAACGAUGCCCUCGGCCCAGCUGUACCUGCGGCAGGCGUGCGAGAGCCCCGCGGGCGGUCUGCGGCUGCCACUCACGCUCACCAGCAACAGCCAGGUCAUUGGCACCGCCGGCAACGCCUACGUGCCAGCCAUCUUCGCCGCUCAAUCCUCCAGCGCCUCCAAGCCUUUCCUCUUCAGCCUGCCCCAGUCCAUGGGCUCCAGCGGGGGAGCGGGGGGGCAGUUUGUCAGCGUCCCCCCCGCGCCCCCCACCCACGGCCCGCCGGGGUUGUCCCCGUUCCCGGGGGGAGGGGGUGGCCAGCCCGGGGGUGCCGGGGGGGUGGCCGGGCAACAGGGAGAGAAGAAGCCGUACGAGUGCACGCUCUGCAGCAAGACCUUCACCGCCAAGCAGAACUACGUCAAGCACAUGUUUGUGCACACAGGUGAGAAGCCGCACCAGUGCAGCAUCUGUUGGCGUUCUUUCUCUCUGAAAGACUACCUGAUCAAGCACAUGGUCACCCACACCGGAGUGCGCGCCUACCAGUGCUCCAUCUGCAACAAGCGUUUCACGCAGAAGAGUUCCCUCAACGUCCACAUGAGGCUGCACCGCGGGGAGAAGUCCUACGAGUGCUACGUCUGCAAGAAGAAGUUCUCCCACAAAACCCUGCUGGAGCGCCACAUGGCUCUGCACGCCGGCGGCGUUGGCGUUGGCGCCGUGGGCAUGGGCGGAGUAGGCAGCGGCAUCUCUGCUGGCGUGGUGGGGGUCACCAGCGGGAUCCCGGGGAUGGGCACGCCCGGCGUCGGAGUGAUCGGAGUCGGAGGAAUGGGCGUCGCCGGAGGGGCCGGGAGCGUGAAUGUGGUGGGAGGGGCCGGCGUGAUGGGCGGAGCCAGCGUGAGCGGCAUCAGCGGAGCGGCAUCGGUCGUCACGGGGACGGGGGGAGUGGCAUCCUCCGUGGCCAUGACCCUGUCCGACCCCGGGGUGUCGGCUCUCGCCGUGGCGUCCGGAGGGGGAGGGUCCGGGUCAGUCGGAGUCGGGACAGCGAUGGGUGUGGUGUCUGAAGGAGCCGCCUCCCACCAGGAGUCGACGACGUACGUCUGCUCCGUCUGUCCUGCCAAGUUCGACCAGAUCGAGAUGUUCAACGACCACAUGCGCAUGCACGUGACGGAUGGCUAAGACGUCGCGUUUCACCAGCCAAGCAGACAACCAAUCAGAAUCCAGUCAGCCCAUCUACACAAUUAAGCAGCAGCAAAACCCCAUCAGUCAAAGCAACAGCAACAGUGUUCUCAAUCAAGCCCAACAUCAUCAGCUCACAGAAAUCAACAGUUCAAACCCGGAUGUUUUACCAGAAAAUCAAAGAAAAUAACUUCAGUUUGUUUUGGAUGAGUGGAGAUGAAAAAAAAUGAAUGGAGGAUAUAAAAACAUACCUAAAAUGGCACUAGAUUUUUUUUAAUUUUCUUUUUAUCUUUUUUUAAUUGUCUUAAGUGAUCUUUUUGAAGGCAAUGUUUGAAUAUAUAUAUAUAUAUACAUAUAUAUAUAUAUAUAUAUACAUAUAUAUAUAUGUUGUUAGCACAUGUAUGCUACUACUGGCACAUUUUUGAAAUAUUUUGUCUUUAUCUUAUGAUGUUUCCCAGAGAAAAAAAACAAUGUUUUAUGUGUUCUUGUUCUCCUUACAAUAUUAUAAUUUUUUGGUGUUACGAAUUUCUUCAUUGUUGCCUUAAAGGCUGAUGCACAGUAACAUUGGCUGACCAAUCCACUGGUUGGAUUUUGUUGUCACCGUAGUUACUAGUCGGCCUCUAAACACACCGAUAAAAAAGGUAAAUAUUUGUUCACGCUCUGACUGAGCUUAAAAAGGUAAAUAUUUGUUCAUGCUCUGACUGAGCUUUAAAAUAAGUCCUAUGUUUAUUGCCGAUUUCGUUACGUGUUAAACACUACUAGAAUCUGGCGGGAAAAAAAAAAACCUAAGAUACAAAACACCCACAACCACACGUAAAGCCAGUUCUGCAAUGCCCUAAAACAGUACAAAGCACUGUAAGUGCGACGUCCACACACACCCAAAGCCAGUUCUGCAAUGCCCUAAAACAGUACAACGUUGUAAGUGUGACGGCACGUUCAGCACCGGUGAAUGUGCUCAGACACACAGAUCGACAGUGUCCCGCAUGAUCCAGUGUCAUAGUAUUGUACAAUACAAUAUUCCCAAAAUAUUGCCGUUUUUAAAAUUUUACAGUGUAGAAACAAAAACGGAAUAGCUAAGAAUACACGUUUCGAAUUAGCAUCCUUCAAAUUUUAGUUGUAGACCGAACUUUGAACAGCUGAAAAGCGUUCAAAAAUUACUGUGGUAUCAUGUUGACACAAUUUUUUAUUAAGUUUUUCGACGACACACAGAAAAAAAGAAAAAAAAUAGUAGAAAAAUAUUGAGACACAGAUAUGCCUUGUUCAUUUUUUCAUCUGUGUGGGGAUUGUAAAACGUGAGAAUUGUCAACACUGGGUUUGUGAUUAUUAACGAUUAUUGUUAUUGUUGUUACGAUAAUAAUAGUUGUUGCUGUUAUUUAUUGAGCGUUUGCUGAUAUGUGGGAAUAUGUGGUAAAAUGGAAAGCAAUGUUGCAGCUGUUGUCAUGACAAUUAUGAUUGUCAUUUUAGAAAAAAAGGUGGUACAAUUUGGCUUGUGUUUGUUAGAUGUUGGAAAAUUACAGAAAAGACAAAAAAAAGAUUCUUUCACGUAAAAUUGGAAGAAUUGUGCUCUCACAAAAUAUUUUCAUUUUGUUGUCAUGUUUUAAUUUUGACUUAAUUUACAAUUUUCCCAUCUUUGUGGAUGCUGAUCGAUCUUACCAAUAAUUAAGAAUAUUUUAUAGUCACAAAAUGCUUGAAGGUCAACUCUUUCCACAGUGUGUGCUUGUUUUUAUAAAUAUCCAAAGUUUAAAAAAAAAGUGGAAAAAGAUUCUACAUGCUUUAACGCACAUUCUAUUUGAUUGGUUUGACUUUUAGUCCUGCAUCGCACUGCCACAAUAAUCCCUUUGUGCAAAAAACACAACACAAAACAAAAAAAUCUUGACUGUUUCUAAAGACCUCUUCCACUGAAACCAUACAUGCACACAGUCAAAUUCCAGAAGUAAACUGAAUAUUUUCCAGCUUUAACCAAGAAACAUGAACGUCUUUUCAAAAUUGUGUUCAUGAUGAAAAGUUUGAUUAUAAUCAAUAAUAAUAAUGUUUUAUUAUUAUUGUUAUUUGAUAAAUAACAAAAAAUUGACAUGAAGUGCGAAGCUAAGCUAAUGCCUGCUUUUAUCGUUUUCUGGCACCUUCUGAAAAAUUAUUUCUUUGCCUUUUAUCUCAAAAUAACUUGGUCAAAGUGAGCUUUUUUGUUUUGCACUUAGUAAAGCAGUCGACUACAAAAUAUUUGCACUCUAUUUUUUUUGCGAACAUAACUUCUCAACAAGAGAUUUGGUCUGUUAUCAAAUUGUCCUCCAUAACAAUUUUUGGUUUCGAACACAGAUUAUAAGUAUCGUCGCAGGGGUUGGUUUUCCUUUUUGUAAAAAAUAAAUCUCAGUGUCCAUUCAGUUUUCAUGCUAUAUUUCACUUGCCCCAUUCUUGGCAAUCCUCGUUGGAAUGCUUUAGCUGAACUGCCUAGCUAUCAGGAUGACAUUAACACAUCUGGCCUCUGCUGUGCUCCUGCCCAACCCCUGUCAUUAGAACAAACCCUCAAUUCAAUCAAUCUGUUUCAAAUGUAAAGUAGUCAAGACAUGGACAGCCAACCCCUGUGAAACUAUAUCUUGUCAACUCUUAGAACUCUGCCAUUUAUUUUCUUGACCAAAAAAAAAAGACCAUUUUAUGUCCAAUUUUACUUUGUGUUUUGUUGAAUGUGAAACUUGAGAAAUAAUCCCUUUUCCUGCCUAUCAGCCAGCGAGAGAGUAGACAGGGCACUGUACCCCCUCCCCUCUCCGGUGGGCUUCGUCUGCCCCUAACCCCAACCCCAAGCUUAGACUGUAAUAAGGGGAGAGAGUCCUGUCCGUUUACAUGACUAUACGAGACGCCUUGGCAAGGCGUUGCUGAUUUGGCUCCUAUUUAACAAAUGCACUAUCGCUGCUUGUUCAUUUCUUCCUCUUCAAACUGCUUGACACAGACUGUCAGAGAUGAAUGUUUGGCAUGCUAUAAUGUAACCCCCCCCCCCCCCCAAGACACACACACACACAUAACCCUCCCACCCUAACCCCCAUUGAUUACAAUUCUCAUAAACGGUUGUCAUUAAAAACAUCAGCCAACAUGUAAAAACAUCAACACUCCUGUAUGAAGCCUACGCACCCCUGAGGAAAAUAGAUGAAAUAAGAUAAAAUUGAAAAACAUUCACAACAGCAACAUACAACAAGACACUGUCAGAUAUGCAAUUUAAAGACCACCUUCAGGAAAUACAGCAGUGUCAGUCAUGCAGAGCAGCUUGACGUACAGGAAGCGGUUGGCUGGUUUGACUAGUACAUAGAGUAGUAUUUUCAUUUAGGCAAAACUCAUCACAAACCUAUUGGGGCUUGACUUCAGUAAAGGCAUCAGGGUGUAUGCUCAUCCUUUUUUUUGGUCAUCGUUUUCCAGAUGGGUGAUACUUUCUUGAAAUGUGGAGCAAAGAAAGCUUUCUAAACACGUUUUUUUUGCAUGCUUAGUGCUAUCCAAGAAAUUCAUGUUUUUGUAUUUAAAGUUCAAAGGUUAGCUUCAUGUAGUGCACUCCUAUCUUUUUUUUUUUUUUUGUCCAGUCUUGUCCAAACCUUUAUCAGUAUGCUGCAAUUUAGUGAAUCGUUAAAAUGUAAAAAAAAAAAGCACCUUCAGCAGUUUCAUACAUUCCUAUGUGCAGUUUGGGCAGACUAGCUGAGAGAUGUAUCCUGAUCACCCAAAUGCUCAGAUUGCCUGAUCUGAUCUGAGCCCUGAGCGUCCGGACUGCCGCCCCAAUCAGUGAGCAGUGUCAGGCUACGUCCUGGGCUCAUUGGCCAAUCCUGCUGCCACUUGUUUUGCCUUGAAGGUGGCACAUAAGAACUAGCCAAGACCUCCCCUCCCACUCCCCCAUCCCCCAAACACACACGUGUAUAAACAUAUUUGGGCUUUUUGAUACUUUAACCAAUGUGGCUUCUGAUAUUCAUUAGAUCUCAAAUACAACAAUAAUAGACCAAUAAAAUGAACCAUUUUUUUUAUCCAAAAGCAACAAAAACACAGAAAGAAACAUGUAAUGGAAGAUGCCAGAUUGGUAUCAACAAGGAAAUGUAGAGUUAAUGCGGGAGAUAUGCUACAUUUUUGCUUUUUUCCCAUUUUAUUUGCACAUGUUCACUUCCUAAAUUUUGCCUGUGCUUUUGUUUUAUAAAUGUAAAAAAAAAAACAUGAAAUGUGUUGAAUUGUUUUAGUGUUGUCUUUGAUUUUCUUCUUUGUAACUUUUAGUUUUUCUGUGUGAGACAGUGAAACAGUGAUUUUGUAAUUUCUGUCAGACUUUGUUUGUUUCAAGUUCUGUUGUCGUUCAUAUAAAGGAAUAUUGUUUUUGAAUGGAUGGAAAUGUAAAACAUGAAACAGAACUGUGGCUUGAAAGAAAGACUGGCUGUCACCUUUCCUCCUGUUUAACAGGGGGCUCUGUUGCAUAUUUUUGCGGAAAAAAAUGUUGCAUCUACAUUGCACUGUUUUUUCGAUAAAUUUAAUACCCCACGAAGUGCACUAUUUACUGUUUUAUUAAUAAUUGUGAUUACUUCUUAUUAAUUAUCAUCACAAUGCGAUUUAUGAUGCUGUUACACCGAAAUAGAUUAUAGUGUUUAGAGAUGAAUAAUUGCAAAUAUAUAUUUUUAUUUGUUUGUUGUUUUGAGGUUGGAAAUUUCAAGUGAAUUUGGAUGGGUGACUAGGGGGAAGUUGAGAGGGUGUUUGAAAUUAUGCUCUUUGUUUAAUUGAUUUUACUAUUUUGAAGCAGUGUAGUUUUGUUGUCAGAGCUUGUUUGUUGUCUGUUAUUUUAUCCUUUCUUUGACUGAUUUGCCUCUAGCAUCACCUUUGUUCCUCUUUUCUUAUAUCCCCUGAACUUGUCACUUACCUUCCCCCGACUUAUUUCACAGUUACUUGUUUGGUGGCUUCCUUCUAAUCCUGUGUCAAAACUUGUGACCGUAAAAAAAAAAAAAAAAUUACAAUGCAGAAUAAGAUAACGCAUAGCUUGACUUUGAACAUCUUAACGUUAAAACACAUAAGUGUAUCAUCUUUAUAAACUUGUGUUGCUGUCAAUGAUCAGUAGGGCAGGUUAUGAGUGUCGUCGUUCUGGCUGAGUUCUAAACCCAAAGCUAUCGAUGGUGCUUCCAAACUACUGCCGCCGUAGAGGAGCACUGUUCCAGUCACCGUUGCACCCUCACACACACACACACACACACACACACACACACACACACACACCCGAUCCAAGCCCUUCACCUGGGGGAAAUGUUAUGUGAUCUGAGCAUGACCUUGAGUCAGUACAGCCUAAAUUAGUACUGAUGUUGACUGAUUUAUCUCAAGUUUAAAUGUUAUGCACACAUGGAGAAUAGCCUACCAUUUUAAUCCUGGCUAAAUUAACUUAAGCGCUACACACACACACACACACACACACACACAUCACAGAGAGAGAGACAGCUUGAGGUGAUAAGUAUUACCAUAUGAGACUUGAGGUAGCAUGCUUGGCUACAGUGCUAGGGGCUAAGUCAGUAACUCAGCUGCUAACUUUGCCAUAGAGCCAGAUGACCAGGUGCUAUCGAGGCUGAAGCCCGGUAAAGUGGGUCCAAACUAUGACGCCACCUUCCUGUGGCUUAACAACACAUAUUGCAAAAUUGACCUGAAAAUGAGAAUUUUCUAAAUUCGUGCUGACAAACAAAUGUGUGACCAGUCACACUUCUUGCUGUGUCACUGGUUUCCACAGAGCUCUGAUGUUGUGAGCCAUUGUGUAGUCUUCUGCAGCACACGUGCUGGAACGCUAGCUAAUUAGCUUGUGUGAACUUAACAUCCUUGUAUUUGGUGCCAUUAAGAUGCAAGCUUGUGUGAAGUUAACAUCUCUGCAUAUGGUGCCAUCAGGAUGCUAGCUGGUUAGCUUGCUUGCAUGUAGCUGUGCUCUCAGCUGCCCUACAUAAUGAUGCAACGGUAGGCAACGAGACAUCAGAGAUGUCUUAGCCCAGCACUCCCAAAGGGCCACCAGCUUCCUGCUUUACACUGGGAAAACCCUAUAGGAAGAUCAAUCAGUCACUGUGCAUGUAUAUAUUCACACACAUUUUCUCUGACACACACACAAACACACAUACACACACACACACCUGCCUUAAUUCUAAUUCCAGUAAAUGCACUAUUUGGUUGAAGAGGUGCUUCAUUGCUGUCCUACUAGCUAUGUUGAGUUUCGUGUCAGAAGAUCUUUGUGUAGUAUUAUAUAAUGACCACAGUAACAAUUCAGUGUCCACUUCAGAGGGUUUGGUUGUUGUGUGUUGGUUUUAUGAACAAAUUGGAUGUUGUUUCAGUAUGGACUUCCUGUUGUCCCAGUGAGGUAGAGGACUGGUAUGGGUGAUGAAAGAACGAGAGGGGCCUGAAUAUUCUCUUACUUUUUUUGUUUUAGGGUUUUUGGAUUUCUGUCUCUAAAACAAAACGAGAAGAGACUUCUUAAUAUGGCACUUAAAGAUGAUAAUAAUUUGUCUUAAAUAUGUCUCAUUUGUAGUUAUUGUCUCCUGAAGUUUGCCCUUUUUAUUUGGUGUCAAGCCUUUUGCAGAUUCACAGUUCUUUGCCAGCAUUUCGACAUCCUAUAUAGUCACCUUAAUAUCUUGUGUUACACCUCCAGCAAUGCCUUCCUCCAAUAUAUGUCAUUUGUAUGUGUGGGUGGGGACAGGGGUGGGGGGUGUUGUGACGGUGAUGUGACGGUCAGGAAAAGGAUUGUUGUGCCCUUAAGCUGAUGAUAUUUCACAUUCUUUGUCUGGUGUGGGUAAAUAUGAAAAAAAAAAAAAUGACCAAAAAAAACCAAACAAACAAUAAGUAAAAAAAAAAAAUGAAGCACAGCUUCUUUCAAUGACUCUGUUGCAUUUUCGUAUUCCAAGUUCCUUUGUGUUCUGCUGUUGUUGACCGGUGUGGUUCAGCACUGUCCUCUGUGCAUCUCUAGUUUAGUGUAGAGGCCGAGGUCCAUAUUCCUCACACGCCAUCAAAAUGUUCCUUUUCAGUAAGCUUCACAAGUAAAUGCUUUUAACAGCAAUUUUGCAUAAAGUCUUCUUUCACUUUGAAAUCUGUCAUUUUGAAAAAAAUAAUAAUAACAAUAGUAGUGAACACAUAUAUGUACUUUCAUAGUCACUCUUCUCAUAAUACAUUUUUGAAAGCGUAGUUUUUCUGUUUUUAUUUUUGUUCUGUUUUAAUAGUAACCAUAACAGUAGUUGUACCAGUACCAGCGGGCGUGUAGGGUUGUAGCUUCUGUCUUGUGUGGGGUUUUCUCUGUCGGGUCUACUUUCUGGUGUUUCAUUGUGCUCCGUCGUGAUUUUUUACUUCUCUCAGAUUCCUUCCUGUUUUGUUGAGGCGAUGCACACAGUGGACACGUUCCUGGAUGUUUUUAACUGAUGUGGAUUUCUGUGUUUUCCGGCCGUUGGUUCCCUGUCAGUCAGUCCGCGCACAGAGAGAGGCUCGAGAUGAAGGUGCAGGAGAAACAGCCAUGAAAGAUACACUUCUCACUUCUGUCUUGGUAUGUCUCUUUAGUAUACUCUUGGCUUCCAGAUUUGCCUGAAACCAAAUCCACAGCAUGAUGUAUACCACAGAUGUAUUAUGCCAUGUUUGUCUGAGUUGGAGUUAGUUUUCUGUCAGGAUGAGUGCCGUAUAGACACAUACCACGAACGUAUAGCGCCAUGUUUGUCUGAGUUGGAGUUAGUUUUCUGUCAGGGUGAGUGUCGUAUAGUCAGAGAGGUCAAACACUGUUCUUUGCACCUGAGAUAGCUUGCCUUAAUGUUGUUGUGUGUGAUGGAUGUGGCUUGAGUACGCAAGUGUGGCUUGAGCAUGUUAGGUUCUUCUAAUUGGCCUUUCUUCAUGGCAGCAAUUGGCAACUCGUUGUCCGGUCACUGUCGGACACUUGGCAGCGUUCUGGAACUAAAGUUGGUAGGAGGGUGACCUAACAGUUCUUCUGAUGCCUUCAGCAAACCACUGUGACAUUAUCUUGGACUAUUGUGCCAUCAUCAGACCAACCUGUCCGAUAGGGCCAUUCUUAAACUCCACAUACAAUUAGUUCUGUGACCAAAUGUGACAUUGUAGAAAUGCUGUGUCAUUGCGAGUGUUCCUGCAGUAAAAAUGCUGUGUCAUUGCGAGUGUUCCUGCAGUAAUUCUUCAUCUCAAAACUGUGACGUUACACCCAAGGAAAUUAUUUGGCCAUGCCCUGUAAUUCCAACUUUAUGCAACUUUCCAUGACAUCAUUUUUGAGGAGAGAAAAAAAAUGUUCAUAGUAGUAUUAACAAUCCCACCAUUCUGUUUGUCAUAACUGAAAGCUCUGGUUUGUCCAGUUCUUUUUCUUAUUAUAGACCAAUUAUAUGUAGAAGCAGAAAAUGAAUAGCAGACAGUGGAAUUUUAAAUACUGCAUGAGACUCAGACCUAGUCUGCAGACGCAAGUGCCUAUGAGAAGCACAGCUAUGUGCACGAGCCCCAGUGUCGUCCUUCUGUAGCGGCUCCUCCCACUCCACACCACUCACACCGUUAGCAGAAAUACAGAGAGAGAUAAAAGCUGUUAGUUACUAUUACCAGUAAUCUCCAGAGCCGGACUCGAGCACUGUCUGAUCUCUGAAUAAGACCGUUUGUGCCCUGACACCCAGGCCAGCUGACUCUGAUACACCCCUGCGCUGAGUGACCAGUCUAGGGUUACAGUGACCGGUUGUCAGUGGCCGGUCUAGAGCAUACUGAUUGCUGUAAGAAAAGUUGGUCAAAGGCACUCAGUUGAAAAAAUAUAAAGCCUUUAAUAGUACAUGGCAAGGACUAAAAACAUACGCCGACGCGUUGCGGCCACAUACUGAUUGCUGAUUGGCCAGUCUAGGGUGUGACAUUACUGGUCUUGAGUGACCAGUCCGGGGUGUCCAGAGUCAGGCGGUUGCUGGGUUUCCACUGCCAUUAAUUGACUUGCUUUUAACUUCAAAAAACACUUUUAUAUUCAUCUAAAGAGUAGUGCAAGCAAUAAUGACCUAACUCACCAUAAUCAGCAAGCCUGAAAAAAAAUCCAAUACUGUACAUUAGCGGUGUGAGGUUCUUCACUUACUGUAAAUCGCACCUGAUCACGUGUAAACUAAUAUAUUAUCUCUGCCUGUCCUGACAUUUAAACGACACCUCACUGACACCUUUCAGAACUAUUCUCUUCUAAUUCAGAGUAUUACAUACAUACUGUUAAGCCUCUUAAUAUAAUCACUGAUAUGUUCAUAUGUAAUAAUUCACUGCUUGCAAUGUAGUAAUAUAACACAUUAAAGGCUACUAACACAACAUAAUCCAAAGACUACAGUUUUUAAAAAAAAUACAUAUAUUUACUUCAUUACACAUCAUUAUGUUGUAUGAUAUUCUAUUUUACAGUUGUACAAUAAUAUAUAUUAUACAUACAUAUUUUACAGGCUACAGUCUAUACCGUAAAGCAGUGGUCGGCAUAUACAAGAAAAAGAUAUAAGGUUAUUAAUGCAAAUUUCACGUAACUGUGGUGUUUUUUUAUUAUUAUUCUUUAUUACUUUAUUUUGACAAGGUUUUAUUCAGAUGAGAGUCUGUUGGUCUGUUUCGCUCCAGCCGCUUACAAGCAAGACUAGUCCCGACUGAACCCAUGUGACGCUGAGGAGGUUUUAGUGGAACGUGUCAUUGUGUAGGUGUAUUAGAAUUGAAUUCGUAUCAGUUGAUUAGCAUCUGCAUUCGUGUUCUAUUGGCGGUCUCCGUAGUUUCAUCUAUGUCCAUUUGCCCCUACAGUAGAUGUGGUUUGAGAGCCUGACAUUGAGAAGGCAUUGUACCACUGCUCAGGUCACCAGAGAGGAGUAACUCAACUAACACAUAUUGAUACCAAUUCAGUUUUGCACCCUGACCUUCUCAAUCACACUUGCCUAAACGUUUUAGUAGAAAAUUUAUAGUACAAUCAUUUUUGACAUACAAAAUCAUAGACCCAUACACACACAUACACAGUAUUCUAGAAAACUCUGAAGAAAAAUGCCAUUUUGUAAAUUAGACUGUUUACACUCCUUAUUGUAAAAAAAAAACAAAUACUGCCAGCAGCAUUGAAAAAUCUAAAAAAUAAAAAAAUAGGAAAUGUCUUUACUUUCUUAAACUACACUAAUUUCUGCAACUUUUUAGUCAUAUUGAAAAAAAUACAAUACAAAAAGUAACAUUUCCAGCAUUGAAGUCGCCAGCUUGAAUUUCACUGCCUGUAGUAUUGCUGAUUAUUGAUUACUGUGGUUGUUGCAACCAGCAAUCCUUGCAGCUUUAACUUGAAAGGCUGAAUCUUGUCAGAGACUUUAAAACACUUGCCGAACCACCAAAUUGCGUCGAUUUCCACAGCAACGCUACACACAUUUUGAGGGGCAGGGCGUCCUUAAAGGAAAGAAGUUGUUAAUAGUAUCGUUGAUUAUCAAUAUCAUUUCAGAAUAGCCACCCCGUAAUAUUAGUAUUGUGUAAUCUGGCCUGUCUUUACUCUACAGAUGCUAUGGUAUAGUGAAGAUGUUUCUGAUAUUGCUAGCACCUUGCUCUAACUUAUGAUCCACAAUCGGAUGAAAUGCUGCAGUUCUGUUGUUAUUGAGUUUGUUGGGUUUUCGUUUCCCCUUUGUUUGAAAGAUGUCCUAUUUUGUCUACUAUUCUGACACUACUGUGAUGUGUUUUGCAAAACAUUAAAGUAGAAUGGAACAUUGUUUCCUGGGUUUUUGUACCUUAUUACUUCCUUUCUAUUGGCUGAACAGAUCAUGCCACUGUAGGCCUGUUGUGUCCACUGUAGAGUGUGGAUAGGCUAACGUGGCUAGUUGUACCCUUUAGCAAAUAUGCCAUGAUAUCUGGGUAAGUGUCCAGUGUAACGAAUGCUCACCUGUUUGCUUUCCACCAGCAGAUAGAUUGCUCUGUUGAUUUGCCAAAGGAAGUGAGAAGCCUGACUCUUCUGUUCUGUGUAAUUUGUUGUUGGGACAUUUGAUUUAAUAAAAAAAAAGAAACCAAGAAAAAUAGAAAGAAAAAUACAUGAUGCAGACAAUGGCUGUCCAGGUCAGACUGAUAUUGUGUAACACCAAGAAUGUCAGUGUAUGGGGAAAUUUUGAAUGUAGACAAAUUGGUUUGUGCUGUGACUUCGGUCACAAACACUGGAAAUGAUUCUUGGGAGAGGUCAUACAAUGUUUUGUUUUUGUUUUGUUUGCUGUUUGUUUAAUUUUCGCAAAUGACCACAAGAACUGCAUUUGCACUUUGGUUGACUUAUAAGAGUAGUGCUGCCCCUUUGAGCUUUUGGUGUUCCGGUUUAGGCAAUACACAAUCACAUACUUAACCCCCUUUUUCUGUCUUUUGUGACGAUUGUGACGUGACGUCCCAUGCAAGUCUUGGGAACUCGUGUGCUUCUUCAGCAGCCUACAUGAAGAGUUUGGCCUUGAAAGACCCCAUUUACCUAGUCGCUAUCUUUCGAAAUAGAUCAAUCUUUCUGUGACCAAAAGUAAAAAACUUUAUAUUCUUCCCAAAACCAUAGACAUUUUUUUUUUUUACGACAAGUGGUAAAAUUUUGGUCUUUUCCAGCAGCUUUAGUUUACCCUUAAGAAAAGUAAUUUCUAACCAAAUGAAUCUGACUCAAUUCACAAAAUGACUCAGAAUUUUUAUGUCUCCAAAAUCCUUUUUUCCAAAAAAGAAAAAGAAAGUUCUUCAAAUACCACCCCUGGAUAAAUAUGUUAAAAACCACUGUCUAAUGUGUCAUAUAAACCACUACAAGUUAAACAAAUCAACUUAAACACACUUUUAAUGGACAGCCUGGUGUGGCAACAAUGUCUCCAAAACAAAAACAGAAAAUAAUUGUUAAACAAAGAACUGCCACUUUUAUCAACUAGACAAGAGAUUUGCACUAAAGAAAAAAGUCUCCUGCCCAUAACCUGGUCUCAUUGAUUGGGCAAGGGGAAAAUAUCUUCCAUUUUUUAUUAAAUAGCAAUAUAAAACCAAGAGAAAUGUCAGAACACAUUCAUCAACCACAUUCUGAAUGAAAGAAAGAAAUAAGUGUGCACUGAUGAUACUAUAUUACAUGUUUUCAUUUUGUGUGAAGGAACUGGUCUCUGAGGAGAAUGUUUUUUUUUUCGUAUUUAUUUUUAUUGUUAUUUACUGUUAUUGGCCUUUUCUGAGUGUAAUAGAAGUAAAAUCAGUCUUUUCCUUGUCUCGAAAUGGUGGUUGUCUUUCUUUUCUUUUUAUUUAACUAAAAAAAACAAUCUCCCUUUGUAGGAUUGAUCCUUCACUUAAUGGCCAUGCUUAACACAGAUCCUUGCUUAGCACAGAUCCUUGUGAUAUUUAGGGUUUCUUGUGCUGGUCUCAGCAUAUAGCUUAUGUGAACUUCAUUUUUCCCCACUAAGUGCUGGUAAUCUUCAUGCAGCAUAAUAUGUGGACAUAAUAGACAGUCCACUACAUGCUGUUAUGGAAAAUAAACAAUGGAAAAUUGAGUGACACAGUUGAGUUAAAUUUGAAAUAAGUAAACCAGCAGUUCUAGACAUGCCACUACGAAAGUUCAUUUUUUACCAGUUUUCCUGCAGGAGUAUUCUUUUUUUCCCGAAGGGAGAUUGUAUAGAUCAACAGCCAAAUUCAUGUUAGAGUACCUUAAUCAGCAUGUUAUGGACGUAAUCGGCCUUUCUGUGCAAACUGCGUUUAUCAGGCCUGUGGGAAAGAUGUCAGGUGACAAAGGGGGCAAAGACAAAUGUGAAAUGGUAAAAGUUUUUUUUUUUUUUUUCAGAAGAUAGUAUUCAGCCUCCUGUGCUUACUUCUUAUGUUUCUAUCACCAGAGGUAUUUGUAGCUUGUGUUGUAUUGUUGGUAAUCCAUCAAUAGACAAUUUCUAAACUAUACGAAAAACUGCUGGAGUUAGUUUCGAGCGAAUAAAUAGCCCAGUAUCUGAAAUAAUGUGCAGUUUUAUUUUUACACCUUUAUAGAUGUUUGUGUUGGUUUUAUUUAAGAGGGGAAGACUAGCAACAUUCUUCAGAUUUUUCAGUUCUGAUUCCUCGGCACUUUUGUUGAUGUGACAGUGUGUUUUAUUUGUAUCAAGGGAUUUUUUUCCUUCCGCCGUUGUUUGUUUUUGUCUACGAAACAAAACAAAAAAAUAGAACACGUAAUAAAAUGAAUAAUGUUUCUCUUGCCAGCGUGUGGUGACUUUUUUAUAUCUAGAGAACCAUUUCAAUGUGCCUUCUUCUCUUUUCUCUUUGUAACUCUUGGUGAAGCUAUUCGUAGUUAAGAUGCUAGCAUAUAUAUCUGUAAAAUUAAUAAUGAGUACCAUGAAAAAAAAAUUGGAAUACCAGCUUGAGAUCAAUGUUCUUUGCACUAUAUACCCCCCAAAUUGCUUUUAUCUGGUUGUUUUUUUUUUUUUUUUUUUUUUUGUAUCGUGAUGUGUAUUUAUAAACGGAAACAAAUAAAUGAAUCAAAUUAAAA